This is a messenger RNA of Melitaea cinxia (Glanville fritillary), 1060 nucleotides long. It is a transcript of the gene Nep1, whose product is annotated as ribosomal RNA small subunit methyltransferase NEP1. The transcript is spliced from 3 exons. The record is from RefSeq and is a predicted model, not a curated record. Gene Ontology annotation, molecular function: rRNA (pseudouridine) methyltransferase activity; rRNA binding. Lineage: Eukaryota; Metazoa; Arthropoda; Insecta; Lepidoptera; Nymphalidae. Gene Ontology annotation, biological process: rRNA base methylation. Bases 280 to 990 code for a protein of 236 amino acids. Gene Ontology annotation, cellular component: small-subunit processome; nucleolus.
AAUCUCGUACUUGACAUCAAAUUAAAGAAGAAGAAGAAGAUAUAUUGUAUCUACUUAACCAAUUAAUUGUCUGUGGCUGUCGUUGACAACUUUACGUCAAGUAUUUUUGUUUAUGUAUAAACUUCUUUAUGUCUAAUACACGUGGUUUAACCAUGGUUUAACUAAUAAGUGAUGUUACAAUAAAUGUUUUGAGUUAUAAAGACUAAACAAGUAAACAAACAAUUUUAAAUCACUUAAAGAAAAAAAACAAGAACCGAAGAUAAACGUUUCUUCAAAACAAUGGGCAAAAAAAGAAAACUUGCAACUAAUAAUGAUGAUUUUGAAUUUGAUCCAAUUCCUCGGCAUUUAGUUACGUCUCAUAUAAAGAAACAAGAAAAACGCCUAAUAGUCAUUUUAGAAAAUGCCCAGCUAGAAACAGUGAAGGCUGGAAAUAGUUUUGAGCUGUUAAACUGUGAUGACCACGCCAAUAUUUUAAGAAAAAAUGACAGAGAUCCAGGUUCCUGCCGACCUGACAUAACACACCAGUCACUGCUAAUGUUAAUGGAUUCACCUUUAAAUCGGGCUGGCUUACUGCAAGUGUAUAUACAUACAGAGAAAAAUGUUUUAAUUGAAAUAAAUCCACAGACAAGAAUACCAAGAACAUUCAAAAGAUUUGCAGGUUUAAUUGUGCAACUGUUACAUAAAUUUUCAAUACGAGCUUCUGAUGGCCCAAUGAAGUUACUUAAAGUAAUCAAGAAUCCAAUUACAUCACACUUACCUGUCGGAGCGAAGAAAUUGACUAUGUCUUUCAGCUCAAAAGUUGUUAAGAAUUGCCGAAAACUAGUACCAAAAGAUGAACCCAUUGUAUUAGUUAUUGGUGCAAUGGCUCAUGGUACAGUUGAGACCGAUUAUUCUGAAGAUACUAUCUCCAUCAGUAAUUAUCCCCUAUCUGCUGCUUUGACAUGUGCAAAGUUAUGUACCGCCUUUGAAGAAGUUUGGGAUGUUGUUUAGAUGAUUGUUGUAUAUAUAUUAUAGAAUAACAAAUUUUUCUUAAUAGGAUAUAAUUUUUUAUUUACAUGUA